AUGAUAUUUAGGGUAAUCGACGACGACAAAAAAUUUGCUGUUUCACUCGAUGUUUCACAGUUCCGCCCUGAAGAUUUGAAGGUGCACCUCGAUGGCAGGGAACUUACUGUAGAAGGAAAGCAGAAGCACAAAGGUGAACACAGCUUCAUUCACAGAUCGUUCAUUCGCAAAUGGACUCUUCCGGAAACCGUAGAUCUGGAAUCCGUGCGUACGCAGCUCAGCGACAAGGGACGCCUCUGCGUUGAAGCUCCCAAGGCAGAUCAGGAAAGACCAAAUAGGAGAAACAUCCGAUUAUGGCUGCUCCAUCGAAGAACUAGAUGUGCUCCAAUUGAAGCUUUGCAAUAG
This is a messenger RNA of Cylicocyclus nassatus, 345 nucleotides long. The record is from the annotation of a GenBank genome assembly. NCBI's taxonomy places the organism in Eukaryota, Metazoa, Nematoda, Chromadorea, Rhabditida, Strongylidae.